Messenger RNA from Adelges cooleyi (spruce gall adelgid), 2285 nucleotides. RefSeq lists its product as uncharacterized. Gene Ontology annotation, molecular function: long-chain fatty acid-CoA ligase activity. The record is from RefSeq and is a predicted model, not a curated record. Bases 308 to 2065 code for a protein of 585 amino acids. Gene Ontology annotation, biological process: fatty-acyl-CoA biosynthetic process; long-chain fatty acid metabolic process. The transcript has 8 exons. NCBI's taxonomy places the organism in Eukaryota, Metazoa, Arthropoda, Insecta, Hemiptera, Adelgidae.
UGCUCGGCUCGUCGAUUUGAGUUCAGACUUCAGUUAUCAGUAGUGAGCCGUGCGCCGACAAGAGAGUGCGCGGUCCGUAUGCUUCGAGUCUCGUUCGGCGAUUAUCGUAACACAAUAAUAAUAUUGUAUUAUUUUCGUAGUAACCGCUUUUUUACUAAAUCCAAUAUUUGAUUUGCCACCGCAAUCCGUCCACGACCCGAGUGACCGCCGGCCCAUAGUGGAGCGUUAAAAAUAAAAAAAACCUCAACCGCUGACCGUCAAGAAGCGAAGUAUAUUAUAUUUAUAUAUAUCGUAUCGUUAAUUCGACAUGGACCGAUUAAAAGUGAUAAGCGGCGCCCGGCGCCUGUUUUGCGGAGGGUCCGUUCUACGCAGGAUCGACGGUCAUCCGUGGCCCUCACACAGGCGGAUUCGCCCGUACAGUUCCAAGCCAAUCAUCCUGGAAUCGCCUUUCGGACCCGUCAACAACGUGGACGUCACCCUGCCCGAAUACAUCUGGAGGAACAUCGAAAAGUGGGAGGAUAAACCGAUGAUAACUUGCGGCAGCAGUGGCAGGUCGUAUACUUACGGAGAAGGUCGUAUGAUAUGCCGACUUUUCGCCAGCACACUGAUCUCCAAAUUGGGACUGAAGAAAGGGGACGUGGUCGGUCUGUUGCUACCAAAUUUACCAGAGUACGUGUUCGCCAUACACGGUGCCCUCGAAGCCGGUCUGGUCGUCACCUUUGUCAACCCGCUCUACACUUCCGGAGAGGUAAAACGUCAGUUCGAAAACGCUGGCGUGAAGCUGUGCAUGACCAUCUCGCUGUUGUUGCCCGUCAUCCAAGAGAUAUCACCGUCCCUGAAGAACUACAAGGGAACGGUGGUGUUCGGCGGCGAUGAAGUGGCGGACAAGAAAUCACGUAUAUACGAUUUCAAAUCCAUUGUCUCAGGACAGUCGCCUGAUGAGCUGCCCGAGUCCUUCCCCGACGAAGUCGCUCUGUUGCCGUAUUCAAGUGGCACCACGGGACUUCCCAAAGGCGUCAAGUUGACCCACCGAAACUGCGCCAUCAAUUUGGAACAGUGCACACACCCCGACCUCAUUAACUACGUACCCACUACCGACGAUUAUCAGGAAAGAAUUCUCAGUGUGUUGCCCUUCUUCCAUAUCUACGGGUUCAACGGUAUACUUAACGGAGUGUUAGCUCACGGUCUUCACAUGAUUACCAUACCGAAGUUCACUCCCGAAUCGUAUAUCGAGUGCGUGCUCAAAUUCAAACCCACCAUGCUGUUUGUGGUGCCCUCACUCCUGUUGUUCUUAGCCUCUCAUCCGUCGGUGAAACCGGAACAUUUAAGCUCUAUCAGAGAGAUCACAUGUGGAGCUGCACCAGCAUCUAAAGCUCUUAUCGACAAUUUCGUACAAAAAGCUCAAAAAGAUAUUAUAAUCAGACAAGGUUACGGUAUGACCGAAUCAUCUCCCGUGUCUUUGUACACUCGAAUUAGGUUGCCCGAAAACAAAACUGGAAGUACGGGACAAUUGAUACGAGGUACACAGGCUAGAGUGGUCAGCUUGACCGAUGGAAACGACUUGGGACCCCACAGAUCUGGAGAGCUGUUAAUAAAAGGCCCACAGGUAAUGGCGGGAUACUUAAACAAUGAACAAGCGACUAAAGAAACUGUGGACGAAGAUGGUUGGUUACACACAGGUGAUGUUGCUUUUUAUGACGAAGAUGAAUAUUUCUUCAUUGUAGAUAGAACAAAGGAACUUAUUAAAGUCAAAGGAAAUCAAGUAUCACCGACAGAAUUAGAAAGUCUGAUUUUGCAACUUAAAAGUGUGGCUGAUGUUGCCGUGGUUGGUAUUCCAGACGUGUUGUCCGGUGAAAUUCCCAGAGCAUUUGUCGUAAAACGACCGGGUUCUGAGAUAAGUGAAAAAACCAUAUUAGAACAUGUCGAAAAGAACGUGGUCGCGUAUAAAAAAUUGGCUGGGGGUGUAAAAUUCUUAGACUUGAUACCUCGCAAUCCUUCUGGCAAGGUACUAAGAAACGAGCUCAAAGUGUUCGGCAAUAAUCCAAGCGAACAAGCAAAGAACUGAUUUAAAUAAUAUUUUUUAAAAACCGUGUAUAUUUUAUAGGUAAUAAUUAUGUUCUGUAUUCAAUAUAUAACAACUAUGUUAGUGUAUGUAUAUAAUAUGUAAACGGGAACUGAUAUAUAGUACCAAAUUGCAAAUGUAAUAUGGUACCUACUUAUUUAUUAUUGUUAAAAAUGUCUGUCUAUAAUGUCUUCCUUGCAAUAAAUUUCAACUGACAACAUAA